Messenger RNA from Wyeomyia smithii (pitcher-plant mosquito), 4727 nucleotides. RefSeq names its product xanthine dehydrogenase (gene ry). The transcript has 7 exons. The coding region runs from base 553 to 4608 and encodes 1351 amino acids. The record is from RefSeq and is a predicted model, not a curated record. Gene Ontology annotation, molecular function: iron ion binding; FAD binding; molybdopterin cofactor binding. NCBI's taxonomy places the organism in Eukaryota, Metazoa, Arthropoda, Insecta, Diptera, Culicidae.
AUCGAUGACACCAGUUUUCGGCGCACAGCCCAGAUUCCCUCCAGAAUUCUGUUCUACAAGAUCAAAUACGUUAAAUGACCAAGAAAAUUCAAUAACAUCGAAGGGGUAAAUACAACAACAAGUUUAUUUAGUUCCUGAAAGACGUCGGUGAUUUGAAAUUUUACGCUGUACUUCGUGCAUUCAGGGAGGAGGAACAAUCGUCAUCCGCUGAAAAUCUGCGGCAUCUGCAAGGAGAAGCCACUGUCAGACGUUGUUGCAAAAAGUGUAUUGGAGGUAUUUAGGUCCGUCCACACCAACGAGAUAAAGUGAAGUAAAAAUCAACUGAACCUACUGAAGGAAACCAGUCUCUCGGCAGCUCUCAAAUCGUACGGAUAGAUAGGUGUACCCAUCGGGCCUCAGUGGCAAUCACAAGUGUGUGUUUUUCAGCUUUAUUUUUGACCUACGAAACAGCCUAUCGCCUGUGAAGACAAUUGACGUUGUUCGCGACGUUAUCAACCGAUUUUAAGAUUGAGUGUCCAUUUCUAACGCUAUCAGCACUGCAACGGUUGCAGAAUGCCUUCGUCGGAUCAAGAGAAUAUAAUCCUGGGCGAAUUUCAGGUUCAACAGCCUCUGAUUUUUUUCGUCAAUGGCAAAAAGGUGGUUGACAGUAACCCAAACCCGGACUGUACGCUGCUAACCUACCUACGGGACAAGCUGCGCCUCUGCGGGACCAAGCUGGGUUGUGCCGAAGGUGGCUGUGGAGCAUGUACCGUGAUGAUCUCGAAAGUCGAUCGUAAGACCGAUCGUGUUCUUCACGUGGCUGCCAACGCUUGUCUUACACCGGUUUGCGGGGUACACGGUAUGUCGGUAACCACGGUGGAAGGAAUCGGAAGCACUCGAACUCGUCUGCAUCCGGUGCAGGAAAGAAUUGCUAAGGCCCAUGGAUCGCAGUGUGGCUUUUGCACGCCCGGGAUUGUCAUGUCGAUGUACGCUCUUCUCCGCAGCUCGCCAGUACCAACGAUGAAGGAGCUGGAGGUGGCCUUCCAGGGGAAUUUGUGUAGAUGCACAGGCUACAGACCGAUUAUCGAAGGGUACAAAACCUUCACGCAGGAGUUUGGUGGCCUGCAAAAUGGGUCCUGUGCUAUGGGAGACAAAUGUUGUAAGAAUAUGAACGGAAGCGCUAACGGUUGUGGGACGGAAGUCGACGAUAAACUGUUUGAUGUGAGUGAAUUCACGCCAUUCGACUCGUCCCAGGAGCCGAUCUUUCCCCCAGAACUGAAACUGUCCAAAACGUUGGACGCGGAAGCAUUGUUGUUUCGUUCAAAAACCACCAGCUGGUAUCGGCCAACGAAGCUUGAUCAGCUGCUUGCUCUCAAGAAGAAACACCCGGAAACGAAAAUCAUCGUUGGUAACACCGAAGUGGGAGUUGAGGUUAAGUUCAAGCAUUUCGAAUACCCGGUGCUAGCCUACCCGACACAGAUUGUGGAAAUGACCCGCGUUGAAAAGUUAGCCGAGGGGUUGAAAAUCGGUUCAUCGGUGACCCUGAUGGAGAUGGAACGUGUUAUGCGGGAAGAAAUUGCAGCCAGGCCGGAAUGUGAAACCCGAUUGUACCGGGCGAUUGUUGAUAUGUUGCACUAUUUUGCCGGGAAACAAAUUCGGAAUGUGGCUUCGGUGGGUGGAAACAUUAUGACUGGCAGUCCAAUUUCAGACCUCAAUCCGAUUUUCACUGCUGCGGGAACACAGUUAGAAGUUGCUAGCUUGGAUGGCGGUUAUCGAAAAGUGUACAUGGGAGAUGGAUUUUUCACGGGCUAUCGCAGAAACACAAUCCAACCGCACGAGGUGCUGGUGUCCAUUUUCGUUCCGAAAACGAACAAAAACCAUCAUUUCGUGGCUUUCAAGCAAGCGAAACGUCGUGACGACGAUAUCGCCAUUGUGAAUGGAGCUUUCAAUGUGCUCUUCAAACCCGACACGGACAUCGUGGAUCAAAUUCAUAUGGCUUUCGGUGGUAUGGCACCAACGACGGUGCUUGCUAAGAAAACGGCUCAGGCUUUGGUUGGACGAAAAUGGGACCAUGAUUUGGUAGAAAAGGCGAACAAUCUAUUGGUAGAAGAACUUCCUCUAAGUCCAAGCGCCCCGGGAGGAAUGAUCCUUUAUCGCCGAUCACUAACAUUGAGUUUAUUUUUCAAAGCGUAUCUCACCAUCAGCGAGACACUAUCGGAACAAAUCCCAAAACGGGAGCCAGUUCCAGAGCGAGAGAAAAGUGGUGCACACACUUUCCACACCCUAGAUCCUAAAAGUGCGCAACUGUUCGAGAAAGUUUCUACGAGUCAACCCAUAACGGAUCCAAUUCGAAGACCAAAGGUUCAUGCUUCAGCAUUCAAACAGGUUGCCGGGGAGGCGGUCUAUUGCGAUGACAUUCCGAAAUACAGUAACGAGUUAUAUUUGGCGCUGGUAACCAGCACGAAGGCCCACGCUAAAAUACUUUCGAUUGAUCCUUCGGAAGCGUUAGCAAUUGACGGAGUUCAUCGAUUUUUCUCCGCAAAAGACCUAUCGGACGAAAACAGUCGAUGUGGAGCAGUGUUCCACGAUGAAUACGUAUUCUAUAAGGAUUUAGUCACCAGCCAAGGGCAGAUCAUCGGUGCGAUUGUAGCGGACGAUCAGACUAUCGCUCAGAGAGCCGCUCGGAAAGUCAAAAUUGCCUAUGAAGAACUGUCUCCAGUUAUCGUGACUAUCGAAGAUGCCAUCGAAAAGCAGUCCUUCUAUCCUGGCUAUCCAAAACAGAUCGUGCAGGGUGAUAUAGUCGAAGGAUUCCGGCAAGCUGCCCAUGUUGUGGAGGGCCUCUGUCGACUAGGGGGACAGGAGCACUUCUAUCUAGAGACCCAAGCAUGCGUUGCCGUUCCUAAGGAUUCCGACGAAAUCGAGGUGUUUAGCUCUUCGCAGCAUCCAACCGAGAUACAACAGCACGUGGCACACGCUUUGGGAAUGCCAUCGUGUAAAGUUGUGUCUCGGGUGAAACGCCUGGGAGGUGGGUUUGGGGGUAAAGAAUCGCGAGCUGCAAUGCUAGCCGUUCCGGUUGCCCUGGCAGCUUACACACUUCGAAGACCUGUCCGUUGUAUGCUGGACCGUGAUGAAGAUAUGGCUAUCACCGGCACUCGCCAUCCGUUCUACUUUACCUACAAAGUCGGUGUGGAUAAAGACGGUCGACUGCUGGCGGGUGAUUUUAAGGCGUACAACAACGCGGGAUAUUCCAUGGAUUUGUCCUUCUCGGUUCUUGAACGUGCCAUGUUCCACAUUCAAAACGCUUACAAGUUUCCGAACUUACGAGUACAGGGAUGGGUUUGCAAGACGAAUCUUCCCUCGAAUACCGCAUUCCGCGGUUUCGGAGGACCCCAAGGCAUGCUGGCUGCUGAAACUAUGAUGAGACAUGUAGCUCGGAGCUUAAAACGAGACUAUGUCGAACUAGUCGAACUCAACCUGUACCAGGAGGGGGACAAAACGCACUAUAAUGAACCCAUCAUUAACUGCAAUGUACGAAGAUGUUGGUCCGAAGUUAUCCAAUCAUCAAAUUUCCACAAUCGCCGAACCGAGAUCGAGCAGUUCAACAAGCAGCACCGAUGUAGAAAGCGUGGUAUCGAUGUGGUACCGACCAUGUUUGGAAUAGCCUUUACAGCCGUCCACCUGAACCAAUCCGGUGCCCUGAUUCACGUAUACCAAGACGGAGCGGUGCUACUGUCACACGGAGGAACAGAGAUGGGCCAGGGGUUGUACACCAAGAUGAUUCAGGUUGCUGCAACGACCCUGAGAAUACCAUUCGAAAAGAUACACAUUUCGGAAACAUCUACGGACAAAGUACCCAAUACUCCACCGACUGCGGCCAGUGCUGGAUCGGACUUGAAUGGAAUGGCUGUUGUCAACGCCUGUAAGAUUAUCUACGACCGGUUGGAACCCUACCGUAAACAGUACCCCGAUGGAGAUUGGAACUUGUGGGUAACCAAAGCUUACUUCGAUCGCGUAUCAUUAUCGGCAACUGGAUUCUACGCCACGCCUGAUAUCGGCUACGACUUUGCGACGAACGCUGGAAACCCGUUUAACUAUUUCACGUUUGGAGCUGCGUGCUCCGAAGUUGAAAUCGAUUGCUUAACCGGUGAUCAUCAAGUUAUUCGCACGGAUAUUGUAAUGGAUCUAGGGUCUAGUAUCAAUCCAGCCAUCGACAUCGGACAAAUUGAGGGAGGAUUUAUGCAGGGUUACGGUCUUUUCACGCUGGAGGAAAUGGUGUAUUCUCCAACCGGCACGGUGUACUCGCGGGGACCUGGAGUGUAUAAGAUUCCCGGCUUUGCCGACAUUCCUGGUGAGUUUAACGUGUCGCUGUUGACGGGAGCUCCGAAUCCCAGGGCGGUUUACUCUUCGAAAGCUGUUGGAGAGCCUCCACUGUUUCUAGCGUCGUCAGCUUUCUUCGCCAUCCGCGAGGCCAUUACAGCCGCUCGGAAGGAGGAGAAUUUGGGUGACGAUUUCAACUUGGUUUCACCUGCCACAUCGGCCAGGAUUCGACUUGCGUGUCAGGAUAGCAUUACGAUGAAGUUCCAGGAGGCAGAACCAGGAUCCUAUACUCCAUGGAAUGUGAUGCCGUAAUCAUGUUGAUUUCAUUAACAGAAAACUACUCCAAAUACUGUAUAAAUUACAAUCUAUCAUUGUGACUACAUUGUUUAGAUUACGUGAAAGAAUACAAUAAAAUAAGUGAUGAAACUCAA